This is a messenger RNA of Ornithodoros turicata, 933 nucleotides long. RefSeq names its product U1 small nuclear ribonucleoprotein A-like (gene snf). Lineage: Eukaryota; Metazoa; Arthropoda; Arachnida; Ixodida; Argasidae. Gene Ontology annotation, molecular function: U1 snRNA binding. Gene Ontology annotation, cellular component: U1 snRNP. Gene Ontology annotation, biological process: mRNA splicing, via spliceosome. The record is from RefSeq and is a predicted model, not a curated record. The transcript is spliced from 5 exons. Bases 93 to 812 code for a protein of 239 amino acids.
GCGCCCUCAUGGCCGGCUAAAGCAGACGUCGUUACACGGCUAUAAAAACAAACGGUGCCUCAUUUUUUGCCGGUGCCGUGUUUGCAGUUAGCAUGAUGGAUAUACGACCAAACCACACCAUCUACAUAAACAACCUCAAUGAAAAAGUAAAGAAAGAAGAACUGAAAAAGUCGCUCUAUGCGAUAUUUUCACAGUUUGGCCAGAUAUUGGAUAUCGUUGCCUUAAAAACACUCAAGAUGAGGGGCCAAGCCUUUGUUGUGUUUAAGGACAUCAACAGCGCCACAAAUGCCCUGAGGUCGAUGCAAGGAUUUCCUUUCUAUGACAAACCCAUGCGUAUCCAGUACUCGAAAACAGAUUCUGACGCCAUAGCUAAGCUUAAAGGCACAUUCCAAGAACGAGCAAAGAAACAUGAGGGUGAACAGGCUCCGAAGAAGUCAAAGAAGAAGAAGACCCAACACGCAGCAGCUCCCCAGUUGAUCGGAGCACCUGCCAUGGGCAUGCCGCAGAUGAUGCCGCAGAUGAUGAUGAUGCCCGGCCCUGUUAUGAUGGGACCAAUGGGAGCUGUCCCUGAACAACCACCCAACCAGAUUCUCUUCCUUACCAACCUGCCUGAGGAGACAAACGAGAUGAUGCUUUCUAUGCUUUUCAACCAGUUCCCGGGCUUCAAGGAAGUCCGUUUGGUACCUGGGCGGCACGACAUCGCUUUUGUGGAAUUCGAAAACGAGAUCCAGUCAUCAGCUGCCAAGGAAGCACUGCAGGGAUUCAAGAUCACACCCACACACGCCAUGAAGAUCACAUUUGCCAAGAAGUAGAGUUUGCCGAUCACUGGUUUUAUUUUUUCACUCGUGCGUUGCAGUGUACAUUUACCACUCAUGUUCAUCAGCAUGAAUGGCCAUUGAAGUGUUGCGUGAUUAAAAGAUUCUCAUCAACACA